Molecule: messenger RNA, 3029 nt
Organism: Stegostoma tigrinum
Lineage: Eukaryota; Metazoa; Chordata; Chondrichthyes; Orectolobiformes; Stegostomatidae
Gene: mc4r
Product: melanocortin 4 receptor
Exons: 1
Coding region: 410-1408 (332 amino acids)
Biological process (GO): G protein-coupled receptor signaling pathway
Cellular component (GO): membrane
Molecular function (GO): melanocyte-stimulating hormone receptor activity
Source: RefSeq, a predicted model, not a curated record
CAUUUGUUGCUAAAUCUGCUGCCAAGGACGUCUAGAUUUGCUGUUGUUUCCCUGACUCUGGCUAUUUUAAAGAAAGAUCUGUCUCCUCUCUACCUAUCGACACUGGAAUCUUUUUGCCCAUUUGGGAGCCUCCUACAAAUGAGGUCUGCAGAAAUUAACACAUGCGAGUCUAGGAGGGACUGAUUAAAAGAUAUUGAAUGUAAAACGAUGUGAGCCAGGAAAAUUUAGCAAUUUCUCUGACAGCUUCAAGAUGACUUGGUUUCAAAAACUGCCUUCCUCAUUUCAGAAGGAAUUUGGAGACUUCACGACCAGUUAAUGUACCAGCCCUGAGCUGGAUUUCCGAUCCUGAGAUGCCAACUUGAACAGUGCUGGCUUCUUCUGGAGUCAAGGGAUUUAGCCUGCUGCAGGCAUGAACUCGUCAUCUUAUAAACAUUGGCUGAUGGACAGCCCUCGACUCAGAAACCAGAGCACCCCAGGAUUUGCCAGCAUCAAUGGCUCACUCCAUACAGGGUCCUCCUCAGGCUGCUAUGAGCAACUGUGGAUCUCAAUGGAGGUCUUCCUCACACUCGGCAUUAUCAGCCUGUUGGCCAACAUUUUGGUCAUCGCUGCCAUCAUCAAGAACAAGAACCUGCACUCACCAAUGUACUUUUUCAUUUGCAGUUUGGCUGUGGCCGACAUGUUGGUUAGUGUGUCCAAUGCCUGGGAGACGAUCUUCAUCGCUAUGUUGAAGAGUAGACAUUUUGUUGCUCGAGACAGCUUGAUAAAGAAUAUGGACAAUGUGCUGGACUCCAUGAUUUGCACCUCUCUGCUUGCCUCCAUUUGGAGCUUGCUAGCUAUCGCCAUUGACAGGUACAUCACCAUCUUCUACGCACUGCGCUACCACAACAUCAUGACAGUCAGGAGGGCACUGGUGGUCAUUGCUGGAAUCUGGAUGGCUUGCACGGUCUCAGGGAUCCUGUUCAUCAUCUACUCUGAGAGCACCACAGUCGUCAUCUGCCUUAUCACCAUGUUCUUCACCAUGCUCGCCCUCAUGGCCUCACUGUAUGUUCACAUGUUCAUGCUGGCACGCUUACACGUCAAGCGGAUCGCCGCUCUGCCUGGCAGUGGUGCCAUCCACCACAUGGCAAACAUGAAAGGGGCCAUCACCCUCACCAUCCUCCUUGGGGUCUUUGUCGUCUGUUGGGCUCCUUUCUUCUUGCAUCUCAUCCUCAUAAUCUCCUGCCCCCGAAACCCAUACUGCCUUUGCUUCAUGUCACACUUCAACAUGUAUUUAAUCCUCAUCAUGUGCAACUCAGUCAUCGAUCCGCUCAUCUACGCAUUCCGCAGUCAAGAAAUGCGCAAGACUUUCCAAGAAAUAAUCUGCUGCUACAGCUUGCAUGGGAUUUGUGACCUGGCAAAUAAAUAUUGAUAAACCAAAGGGAAAUCAGCCAGACCUUCACAAGACAUUUUGUGCUGCAGGACAUCUUAGUAGAGGGAGGAAAUUGUUCCUUGCUCCCUGACGAUGUGUUGAUGCUUUCCUCUGAAUUAUGUUAUGGUUUCUUAUUUCCUCAAGAAGCCUUGUUUCUCUUCACUGAAGGUUUUAGUUGUUUCCUGGAGUAUUCUUCAUCUCUCAUGCCUCAUGCCAAUAAAUAUUCCCUGGAUGUAAGCCUGGACAGUGAGUAUUGGGAGAAAGUUUGAUUGUGUUUGGAUGGAAGGGUUUCACCAGGUUUCAUCUGCAACUGAAGCCCACAUGUACCAGAUAUUACCAGUUGACAAUCAGAAGAGAAAGGGGAAUCUGACUUUAAUCUUCCCUAACCUAGGACAUUGAGGCUAAUUGUAACCCUUCCUAAGGGCAAGAUCAACCACUUCACUGUAGCUGAUUGUACUUACAGUGGAAUCAAAGAGUUUGUAGAGCACAGAAGAAGUCAAUCGACCCCCCAUGCUCAUACUUGCUCUUUGAAAGGGUCAUCCAAUUUGGCUUCACACUUCAACUGUUUUACCAUAACCGUGCAAUGUCAUUCUCAUCAGGCACAUCUCCAAUUGCUUUCCCAGCCCUUCCCAUCUCUUCACUGCCAAUUAAUUUAAACCUUUGACCUCUGACUAAAGCUAGAACCUUCUGGCUCAAAACUAGAGUCUCCUUGAUCCGUGUGGUGAAGCUGAAAUGGCCGACAUCUUUGAGUUCAGAGGGAGACCCCGAUGAAAAAGUUUGAAGGGGGAAUCGAGCUAUACCUCAUUUGAAGGAAGCUGCACUGAUUCUCCUCCAUUUGUUCCUGAGCAUUCAGUUAAUGUAUUUCAGUAACAUGUGUGUCCAGAAGUGUUUUUAAAAUAUCAUCGACAACGCACAAUUCAAAUGCAUUUUUUAUGGCUGUGAAUCAAGAAGCUGAUAUUGAAUUAAAAAGAUCUGCAAGUUAAAUAUGUUGCUUUUGACAUUACCCUCAGCAAUUGUGUGGGCUGCAGGAAACAAUAGAACUAGAACUCCUUGGGUAUUCCUUUUAGCCUGCGUUCUCCCGAGCACAGAUGACUCAAACAUCUGCGUUCAGGGUGGUUUCUAAGUAUUGACAUUUUGUUCAGGUUACUGCUAGGCUUUUUAGCUCACUUACCGCGGCUUAUUGCAAGCUGUUGUUUCACAGGAUUGUGGAAUCAUAGAAUGGAAGAGAGGGGGUGGAGGACAUUCAACCCCUCAAGGCUGUGCUAGCUCUCUCGGAAAGUCAUCCAGUGAUUUCUACUCCCUCCACCCCAAUCUUUCCAUUUAUUCUUCUGAUUUUAUCUCCUUUAUAUAUUUCUGCCAAAUCCCUUUCUCCUUGUCCUCUUGCUUUCCUUUAACAAACUGCCUUUCCAUCUAUCACUCAAUGUCAUCCGCUAUGUAUUUAUCAGGCAAACAAGCACAUAUUGUUCAAUUGACUUUCAGUAAUGAUAGUGCAAUGUGGCUGUGUUGUUGAUUAGUUAUUUAUGAACUUAUUUAUGUAAAGCAUUGGUUACCUCAAAUUGAUCCCAGGAGCAAGAGAGAGUUUAGCAAAAGCUUUAUUAAAAUGUUUUCAUUUGCUGCUAGC